GGAUGAAAUGUUUGGCACAGUGGGUUUAGGCUCUUGACCAGAGGUAGGAUCCGAGCUGAGGUUUAGUGAGGCUUGCAGUGCGGUGGAACAAGAGAUCUCUCGAGGCCCGUGCCGAGGAUUUCAAGAUGAAGAUACAGAUAGCAGUGUUAGUGCUGGUUCUGGCGUGUGUAGUAGUAUCGAUAUCUGGAAUGAUUAGAGACAAGUGCUGGAGUCAUGGAGACUGUGGUAAGCGUGAGUGCUGUGCUGGUGUGUCUCACAAGUACCCAGGAGCGUGUGCUUAUCAACCUCAGUUAGGACAGAAAUGUUAUCCCGCGAUACGUCCCAGCUCCAAGACCCAGUGCUCAUGUAUUCUUGGUACAACUUGUUCUUACGGAUACGACAACAGCGACCCAAACAACACGGACCGGAAGUUCAGAUGUGUCAAGGUUGUUUUCGAGCCAGACGAGAUAGAAGCUGAAUACAUACCUCCAUUUUGAUUGUGGAGUCUAGUUAGGCGAUUUGCUUUUUGAGAUUUGAAUAAAUUCUCUAGAUUUUUUAAGGUUUCUUUACUUUGCGAUAAAUUGCUGUACCUGUA
Molecule: messenger RNA, 574 nt
Organism: Actinia tenebrosa (Australian red waratah sea anemone)
Lineage: Eukaryota; Metazoa; Cnidaria; Anthozoa; Actiniaria; Actiniidae
Product: twinfilin-1
Biological process (GO): regulation of lamellipodium assembly; positive regulation of neuron projection development; actin filament depolymerization
Cellular component (GO): cytoplasm; actin filament; myofibril
Molecular function (GO): actin monomer binding; actin filament binding
Source: RefSeq, a predicted model, not a curated record